AUGGGUAGGUCAGUCGUAUUCUGCGUGUUUUUGGCACUCCUAGUUCCAUAUGUCCUCGCUGGCCCCACCAAUACAGUUGGCGGUACUAAUACCGUUGGCGGCACGAACACCGUUGGCGGCACGAACACCGUUGGCGGCACAAACACCGUUGGUGGCACAAAAACCGUCGGCGGCACAAACACCGUUGGUGGCACAAACACCGUCGGCGGCACAAACACCGUUGGUGGCACGAACACCGUUGGCGGCACGAACACCGUUGGCGGCACGAACACCGUUGGCGGCACGAACACCGUUGGCGGCACAAACACCGUUGGCGGCACGAACACCGUUGGCGGCACGAACACCGUUGGCGGCACGAACACCGUUGGCGGCACGAACACCGUUGGCGGCACGAACACCGAGGGUUCGCAAUAUGGCAACUGCCCGCCGUUCAAGUGUACUCCCGGGUCCCACUAUAACGGAACCUUCACGGACUCUGAUAGCGAGGAUAUUUCGUACGAGUGGCUGUUCUCCAAGCCGCUGAUGAAGAACGAUCCCGAGUCGCCGGAAUGGGAUGUCGCCCUCGAGACGCCGUUCUUCGAUUGCUGGAAGAUUUGCAAGAUGGCAAAAGUCGAUAUCCCGCAGAUCAAGUACUGGCAGUACGAGGAGACCUGCGACGUGGGAGGCGUGUGCUCGUGCUUCGACGAGGGUGUCUGCACGCAGAACCAUUUCAACCCUGACAACACGAUGAACUUUUUCUUUGAUUCCACAAACGAUUACCAGCCUCCUUCCACCUUCUACGUCGGAAAGGUCUGCGACGGUAACGUUACCGGCGAUCCCCAUUUCGUUGGUGCCGACAAGUCGCGGUUCGACUUCAGCGGCCAGCCCGGCGAGAACUUCGCUCUGAUCUCCGACGCGCAUAUCGCUGUGAACGCGUAUUUCGGCGGGCGCGUCGAGAAGGAGUGGAUGGGCCAGAAGAACAAGGUGAUGACGUGGAUGCGUAACAUCGCGGUUCUCUGGGGUCACCACUCCGUCGUCUUCGAGGCUCGGCCUGGACCUGAUGCUGAGUACGGUGCGGGUUACCUCAAGGCGAUCUACGUCGAUGGCGAGAAAACGAGCCUGUCGUUCCCUGGCGAGAAAAUGUACCUGUUCGAUGGUUCGGUUGAGCUCAAGUGGGUGGACGCGAGGAAGAAGGUUGGCGACGAUCUGGUCGACAUUUACGAGAUUUCGGUUGCCGAAAUCAUCACCCUGCGACUGAUUUUGAGGCCUGAGAUCAAGCUGAUGAGGACCAAAGACGACGGGCUUGUGCACUUCACAGUCGAGGUCGUCAGCGCGCAGCUCUCCGCCAACGUGCACGGAGUUCUUGGGCAAACCUACCGCCCGGAUUUCGCCGGCCGACUUGAGAAGCAGACUCUUGUCUGGAGCAAACUCCUUAAGGCGUACGUGGUUCCGGGUGACAAUGCCGAGGGCUUCAUUGAUGGCACAUGGGAGGAUUACAAGACGUCAGAGCUCAUGCGGUCCGACUGCAACUACUGCCGUUUCGUACGCGGUACAGCGAUGGACGACGAAACCGCUAGCGCCGUCGCCAUGGCGACGUCCGUCAGCUCGUCAUACAGUGCUCUCGGCAGGAAGGGCAUGAUUGACGCCCUGUAA
Closterium sp. Yama58-4 is the source of this 1632-nucleotide messenger RNA. Lineage: Eukaryota; Viridiplantae; Streptophyta; Zygnematophyceae; Desmidiales; Closteriaceae. The record is from the annotation of a GenBank genome assembly.